This is a messenger RNA of Metarhizium robertsii ARSEF 23, 366 nucleotides long. Its product is annotated as C-type cyclin. The coding region runs from base 1 to 366 and encodes 121 amino acids. NCBI's taxonomy places the organism in Eukaryota, Fungi, Ascomycota, Sordariomycetes, Hypocreales, Clavicipitaceae. The transcript has a single exon. The record is from RefSeq and is a predicted model, not a curated record.
AUGUCCCGACGUCGUCCUGGUGCCGAAUCCACAUGCAUGUGUGCAUUCAAAGCACUUGAGUCCUCAUCCCGCACAAGGCAUCUCGAGGAACAUGGCACCUCGAAAUUCGGAAUGUUACUUAUGAUUUUGGCACGUCUGGCCAUGCCAACAUACCCCGAUGAGUACCACUCUCGCCGAGUCACUGUCGGAGCAACCCAGCUCUUCCCCCCCACAGACACACUGGUCGGUACACUUGGGGUCGUCACACCCAUGCGUCUGUCGACAGAAUCGCAUCGCACAAAGGAUAGACAGAACCUCCUCCACAAACUGUUUCCGGUUCCUGGUCCCGAAUGUUUCGGCAGACGUACCCUCGGCUUUUUGAUAUGA